AUGUCAAAAUUGUCUCUUCAAAUUUUGCUUUUCCUUCUCGCUGUACUUUAUGGAGCUCACGGAGCAGUUUGUCCAAAUGGAUUCAAGUUGAUUAAUGGGAACAAGUGUUUGAGAGUGUUCACGAACAAUCUGAAACAUUUAGAAGCUGAAACUGAUUGCUCUUAUCUUGGGGGAACCCUAGUGACUAUCAAGAAUGCAGUGGACAACAGAGCCAUUACCAACCUUGCCGCUAGCGUUGGAGCCAAUACAGUAUGGAUCGGAGUAUUCUGUUUCGCCACUGGAAACACCACCACCUGCUAUUCCGAUGAUAACUCAGGGGUACUGAACUUUAAGAGCUUCGCGGCUGGAAAUCCAGCUGUACAAGGAAAUGGAGGAUGUGUGUACAUGCAAGUCUCGGGGAAGAAUGCUGGACAAUGGAUGAGUGCACCAUGUGAGGUGAUUGGCAUGCCAUUCAUUUGCGAGGUUCCAUUGACGAAUCCAGAUUCAUCCUGCAAACGAAACUACAAUGGCUACUGCUACCUGCCAUCCCACGAGCUCCAAAUCUCCUCUCCAAACGCCACUUACUCCCAAGCAGAAGCCAUUUGCCAAUCCAACAACGCCGAUUUGGUCUCCAUCCACUCAAAACCCGAAGUCGACUACAUCAGAGCCAUCUACAGAAACGCUGGAGCCCAAUCCAUCUACCUGGGAGCCCAAGCCUUCCUUCCAGACACUUUCGACUGGGUUGAUGGAUCCAAUUGGGACUUUGAUAACACUGAUCCAUUGGCAACUAUCAAGGGAGACUGUUUGGCUAUGGAUUUGUCGAGUAAGCCAAAUAAUGGAAUGUGGUCCGAGACGAAUUGUCAGAAUAUCAACUACUUCUUGUGCAAAAGACGAAUUGGAGGAGCUGUGAUGGCUUCGACUGUAAUGCCAUCACUAAAUGUUAUCAGUAGCUUGGAAGAGGAGGAAGAAAAUGUGGAGAAGAAGAGAGUGAAUCCAAGAUUCAACUUGAAAAAGCACUCGGAACUUCUCGACUACUCCAACUGCAACGCCACAAUCCUCAUGUCUCCAGGAACCAUCACAUCCUUUGGAUACCCCAACACCCAACCACCAGUGGCUUACUGUACCUGGAACCUGGCUGCUUUGGGGCCAUACAGAAUCGGAAUCUACUUCACUGACUUCUCAACCUACGCCAAUGUGAGAAUCUAUGACGAAUUCGGAAACCUUAUCAGUCAGCCAAACGGAAACCAACGACCAUUCUCAGUGCUCGGAGCGACGAAUGUUGUCCAAAUCACUCAUGAUUCUAGUUAUGAUGCUUAUUAUAAUUAUCAUGGGUUCAGUGCCACGAUUCUGCCUUAUUGA
Messenger RNA from Caenorhabditis briggsae, 1338 nucleotides. Bases 1 to 1338 code for a protein of 445 amino acids. The record is from RefSeq and is a predicted model, not a curated record. The transcript has 4 exons. NCBI's taxonomy places the organism in Eukaryota, Metazoa, Nematoda, Chromadorea, Rhabditida, Rhabditidae.